Sardina pilchardus (European sardine) is the source of this 2534-nucleotide messenger RNA. RefSeq names its product RCC1 like (gene rcc1l). Lineage: Eukaryota; Metazoa; Chordata; Actinopteri; Clupeiformes; Clupeidae. The transcript has 12 exons. Gene Ontology annotation, cellular component: mitochondrial inner membrane. The record is from RefSeq and is a predicted model, not a curated record. Gene Ontology annotation, biological process: positive regulation of mitochondrial translation. Gene Ontology annotation, molecular function: guanyl-nucleotide exchange factor activity; rRNA binding. Bases 330 to 1682 code for a protein of 450 amino acids.
GCCACCUAGAGGCAAUAUUCAAUAUUGGUCUCUGUCAGAAAGGUCAGAAUUCAAAUGGUCACGUGGACACUGUCAUGGCAGCCUCCUUGAGGAACAUGGCACAGAGAUGUUUACAUCCGGCGAUAUAUGACCAGAUUAAAAUGUAGUUGUACUUAAGUGGGACACCACUGUGUUCUGGACUUUCUUUGAGAGCAUAUUUCCAUGCAAAUCGUGAGUAGUCUAACAUUAUUUGAAGGAUGAGAUUAACCUAGUACCAGUUCGUCUCCGCUGUGUUAGCUGGCUAACUUCCAGUGACUACUGCAGAGAGGAUCCUCCAGGACUUUGAGGUGAUGGCUCUGGUGUGCAUUCGUGUGUUUGUCCGUCAGAGGUUUCCUCUGUACUGCAGAGGUUACUCAAAACCUAGCAGUGUGCCAAGGAGAAGGGAAACAAACAGCGACAAACCAAUUUUCCAGUACGUCGGCCAAAACAGAAAACCCAAUGAUAAAGUGUUUGUUUGGGGAUUCAGUUACACGGGAGCGCUGGGUAUUCCCAGUUUUGUGGUCCCAGACAGUGGUAGGAAAAGACCUCGGAAAUAUCAGCUGACACCUUACCGUUUAGAUACCACAGAGAAGAUAUCCUCAGCAGCGUGUGGGUAUGGCUUCACAUUGUUGGCAUCCCCCACGCCAGAUGUCAUAAAACUAUGGGGAAUGGGGCUGAACAAAGACUCUCAACUAGGAUAUCAGCGUACACAACAUGACAAACAUAAGAGCUAUGACUAUGUGCUGGAGCCUUCACCUGUAGCGCUACCCCUGGCCAAGCCUCAAGAGACGCGAGUGCUCCAAGUGUCCUGUGGCCGUGCUCACUCGUUGGUUCUCACAGAUUCAGAGGGAGUGUUCAGCAUGGGAAAUAAUGCAUAUGGACAGUGUGGAAGGAAGAUUAUUGAAGAUGAAGUCUAUAAUGGGAGUCACAUCGUACACAAUAUUGAGGGCUUUGACAGCAAAAUCAUCCAGGUGGCUUGUGGACAGGACCACAGCCUUUUCCUAUCAGAGACAGGAACAGUGUAUGCCUGUGGAUGGGGAGCCGACGGACAGACAGGUCUGGGUCACUACGACAAAGCCUCUUGUCCUGUCAAGUUGACGGGAGACCUGACGGGGGUGAAGGUCCAGCAGGUGGCCUCUUACGGAGAUUGCAGCCUUGCCGUGUCCACAAACGGCCAGCUCUUCGGUUGGGGGAACUCUGAAUACCUGCAGCUGGCCUCCGUCACAGAGAGCACUCAGAUAAGCUCUCCAAGGCUGCUUCCUCUGGAGGGGGUAGGCAGAGUGCAGCAGGCUGCGUGUGGUGGGACCCAAGUGGCCGUACUAAAUGAUGACGGUGAGGUGUUUGUAUGGGGUUUUGGGAUUCUUGGAAAGGGUCCUAAUCUGUCAGAGUCUUCGACCCCGGAGAAGCUUCCACCAACUCUCUUUGGCCAAUCAGAGUUUAAUCCUGAUGUCAAGGUCACACGUGUCCGUUGCGGAUUGAAUCAUUUUGCUGCAAUCACAAGCAACGGUGAGCUUUUUGUAUGGGGAAAGAAUGUCAGAGGAUGCUUGGGUAUUGGAAGGCCAGAUGACCAGUAUUUUCCAUGGCGGGUGACGGUACCAGGACACGUGGUGGAUGUUGCGUGUGGUGUAGAUCACAUGGUGGCCAUGGUCAAAUCUCUGAUCUAAGUGAGGAGAGAUCCAUCUUUGCUUCACUCCCCUGGCAGCUUCCGUUCACGGUGCCCAUCUGGAAUCUGACUGGACAGAAUGACACCCCGCCCAACAUGGCUUCCGUAUUUUAUAUCCGUCCUUCUGAAGCACACAGAGUCAUAAGGUGCCUCUCAUUUACAGUUUAUAUGUCCUCCCUCGCUCCUCACUGAUGUACAUAAAGAAUGAUAGUCUAUCCCUUCGUCUAUCUCUCUUUAUGUAGAUCAGUGAGGAUCGAGGCCCGAGGAGCGAGGGAGGACGUAUAAACUCUAAAUGAGAGGCACCCAUAGAGUCAAGUCAGCACUGCAUGUUGGAUACGCCUGGUUUCAUAAAUAUACUGGGUAGUGUGACCAAUGACCAUGGAUCCACUAUCAGAACACGUGGAAACUGUUAACCUAGAAUUUAACCUUUUUAUUUUUGCACAGACAAUGACUUCCCCAGGCAAGUUGGUCAGGCAGCUCAACAAAUAACUGUCAUGUGAACAUUUGUCAAAUUAUAUAAUUGAAAUCUCUUAUUUCAAUCAAACAGUGUUCAGUGAUGACAUUUGUAUCUAUCAAUAUUGUACAAAGUUUGUGUUUAUCAUCUGAGACAAGUAAGAAAACGAACAACCAUAUUUAUAGUCAUGUCUGUCCCACUACUGAAAAGCCAUAACAUAAGUGUCACUACUUGAAGGAGCUGUGUAUUUGGUACAGUUGAGGUCUUUGGGGAGAUAGAUACCCAUGUCCAUGUUGUCUGCUUCCCAUCUAUCCCCAGUACAUCAAAUGUUUUUCUGUUGUAUCAAACAUAUAAAUUGCAAAGCCCUUCAGAAAUGAGUUCAUGCUUUAUUUGUACCAA